AUGUUUCCUCAGGCUAAUGAGAUUUAUUACCCAGUAGAAAAGCCUGAUAUUUCAUCCGCCUUCUUCCCUUUCUCUCCGCCAACCUUUCAUCACGACAGCCUCCACGACAUCUUUAUCCCCACCACCGCUACCGCCACAGUAGGCGCUCCGGCACCUGCAGCUCCAGAUAAAACACCUUCCGGCGGCGUUGGUCCUCCGCUUACAGGCCGGAGGCGUCCAAUGAGAAAGGAUAGACAUAGCAAGAUAUACACGGCACAAGGACCUCGAGACCGGAGGAUGAGACUUUCUCUUGACGUUGCACGCAAGUUUUUUGACCUUCAGGAUAUGCUGGGCUUCGACAAGGCAAGUAAGACAGUUCAAUGGCUCCUCAGCAUGUCUAAAGUCGCCAUUAAAGAACUGGUUGGCGCGGCUUCCAAGUGUGCCGUGGUGUCCUCUUCUGAAGGAGAAGAAGACAACUCGACUGUAUCGGAUAGCAAGGGAAAGUCAACAUCGGCUAUUCUUGUAAACGAAUUAGAAAGCAACGCAAAGCCUAAAGGUAGGAUUUUGAAGUCGAGGUCUAUAGUUCAGCCGAAGGUUGCUAGAGAAUCAAGAGAAAAGGCAAGAGCGAGAGCAAGGGAGAGGACUUUGGAGAAAAAGAUGAUGAGAUGUGGAAGGGAAGAGGAUGGAAGUAGAGGUAAUUACCAACAGGCAAAUGUCUUACAAUCGAUUCCGUUGGGUGGUUUCCUGCAGGAGGAAUAUUCUAGUUCACAUGAUUUAAAAUCCUCCUUAGAUUUUGUGGCUGAAAUGGAAGAACACUGCUCGACUUCUCCCAUAUAUGGAAACGAAAUUGAUCAUAAUGGAUCAGGUUCAGUUGCAGCGUUUGAUUGUAAUCACCAAACUGUCGUUGGCUUAUUUCAAGAGCCAUGGGAUCACAUGAGUACUUUUGCAAAUAACUACAUCGAUGAAAAGGUUCUUCUUGGGGAAGUUUUACUGCAGACCAGCUAUGGGAGGCCAAUCAGUACGCCGUCAAUGUUUGAUCAUGUCUAA
Dendrobium catenatum is the source of this 1026-nucleotide messenger RNA. RefSeq names its product transcription factor CYCLOIDEA-like. Bases 1 to 1026 code for a protein of 341 amino acids. Gene Ontology annotation, cellular component: nucleus. The record is from RefSeq and is a predicted model, not a curated record. Gene Ontology annotation, molecular function: sequence-specific DNA binding; DNA-binding transcription factor activity. Gene Ontology annotation, biological process: regulation of secondary shoot formation. Lineage: Eukaryota; Viridiplantae; Streptophyta; Magnoliopsida; Asparagales; Orchidaceae. The transcript has a single exon.